Westerdykella ornata is the source of this 1260-nucleotide messenger RNA. RefSeq lists its product as uncharacterized. Gene Ontology annotation, molecular function: protein binding. The coding region runs from base 342 to 944 and encodes 200 amino acids. The record is from RefSeq and is a predicted model, not a curated record. NCBI's taxonomy places the organism in Eukaryota, Fungi, Ascomycota, Dothideomycetes, Pleosporales, Sporormiaceae. The transcript has 2 exons.
GCUGCAGCCACCCUAAUAAUACGCAGUAAAUGCGCUGUUGAGGCGUCGUCGGGUGUCGGCCCACCAAGGCGCUUAUUAACGAUUUCCAAUCAAGGGAAACGCCCCGGGUGUGGCACAGCUGCAACCGUUAAACAACCACGGCUUGUGUGCAUGUGACUGAAUGAGAAGAAUGGUGAUGGAAAAUCGAAGUGGUGCUGGAACAGCGUAGUUAUUGUAAUUGCUGGAAGUCAAAAUAAGUCACGACCCCUGGGGGAAGCUUGUUUUUGCAUUCCUCUCGUCUCCGCGUCUCUCUCACCGGACAUUUUCAGCUCCAUCAUCAGUCUGUAACCGCUGGCCCAAUCAUGCCCGGAUCCAGCUCUACAGUUCCAAAAGAAUGGCCCCAGGGGAUCGUCUACCUUCGAGUCCCCCACUACUCCAAACGACUUUCCAGUGAAACCUCAAGAGUGCUCAUCCUCCCGUUCUCCGAAAUACCUGCAGAUGAACAGCUUAUGAAAAGCACCAACGGACCAUUCACUAACGUCAGAAUAUCCAAAAUCACAAAUUCCAAUCACCCUGCCUACGGCCAGUACGGCCUUUUCGCAGCUCAACACCUGCCUCCAGAUUCCUUCGUCCUUCCCUACCUAGGCUACGUGCAUGAUCAGAGCGACACCAAUGAGUCUUCCGACUAUGAUCUCUCGUUGGACAGAGAGCAUCGAGUGGGCGUAGAUGCCUCCACCAUGGGCAAUGAGGCCAGGUUCAUCAACGACUACAGGGGUAUAGCACCGGCUCCUACCGCCGAAUUCAGAGACAUCUACAUCGACUUGGGGAACGGCAAGGCGGAGAAAAGGAUAGGCGUGUUCGUCUUGAGUGCAGGCAAGAGCGGAAAGCGAGCGAAGGGUGUUCCCAAAGGACAGGAGCUUCUCGUCAGUUAUGGGAAAGGCUUCUGGGCCGCGCGAUCUCCAUAGUCGACAUUACCUGCCAUCAUGCCAUCACUGCCAUCUUAAUAGCCUUCGUGACAUUAUGAAGCAAACAAGGUCCCAUCGGAGUCCUUGGCCAAGGGCCAGAUUUAUGAGGAAGAAAAAACUACUGAGACCCGCCAAAGUCUUUCAGGAACGACCAUUUGGUCAAUCAGCAUAUCAGGAACGCCAGAGACCUUUCCCAGAUGCCUUUCCAGAAUGCUCCCAAUCCUGAUACUGCACCAAUUGUCCUAGAACGCCAAAAGAACCGCCCCUUGUCAGUAUCCAAUACCGCCCUCUCAUGGAAGCAACGGAUAGAGUUCCU